Ochlerotatus camptorhynchus is the source of this 10708-nucleotide messenger RNA. RefSeq lists its product as uncharacterized. Bases 44 to 10078 code for a protein of 3344 amino acids. Lineage: Eukaryota; Metazoa; Arthropoda; Insecta; Diptera; Culicidae. The record is from RefSeq and is a predicted model, not a curated record. The transcript has a single exon.
CAUAGUGAGCAAUCAGUCGAAACUGUUACAACUCGGUGGAGCAAUGAAGCGUUUUAAACCCAUCGAGGACCAACGGCUGCUGGCUGAAUUGAAUGCCGAAUUAGUGCAAAUUAAGACUAAACUCAUCCAAAUCGACGGCGCCCUCGACCAAGUGCUGUUGAUUAGAACGGACAACACACUGUUGUGUUACAAGUUCAAUCGAAGUGCAAAAUUAUGGAGCUAUUUGUGGAAAAAGGAGGCAUUUUUCACCGCUUCCGGUGGCUUGGAAAAGAACCCAUGGUUGGUCAGUGCAGAUGGAUUUGUUGUGACAAGAAUGGAAACCGGAAUUCAUAUCUACAAGUUCGAUAAGAACCUUGCAUUGAAUCAUCUGGUUACAGAUGGACGGUAUCAUGAUGCUUACGGGUGGAGCCAGCCGGACCACGUUUUGCUUAUCGGCUACUUUUACGCCGAUCCAAGUAAGAUCGGUAUCUGCAGUCGAAAUGGAGAAGGAAAGAUUUCUUUCGAGGCGGUUAUCAAAGAAGAAGCAUUGAAGCGGUCUCAAUUGCCAAUAUGGAAGAUGGACACUGAUCCUAACGUACCGGCGAUGUGGAAUAAAUUGCAAACGGACAUCUCACUGGCCUAUGUUGAUUCAUCACCUCAACAAGCGUUCGUGUCAAGAACUUCGGAUGAGCUGAGCGUUUUCAAGUUCGGGAAGAAUCAUUUGGUGGAGAAAAUUCUUACAUUUUCCCUGCCGUUUUCUUCAAAGGAAGGUGACAACGUGUUCUUCGGCAAGUUUUCGUCUGAAAAGCGAAUGAUCAACAAUGUAUUACAUAUGAACGAGACAGGAUUGACAGGAUACCGAUAUGACUCAUCAACUCAGAAGCUGGAACCCAUCAUGUAUGCCGCACAGUUUGCUGGAAAACUAGGGUGGACACCAUCGCAAGUAGAAACGAUUGUUUUCGAGGACAUCGAUGGUGAUGGGUUAGAUGAAAUGUUAUUUUGUAGUCCCUCGGGUUUCAAUGUGAUUAAGAUAUCAUCGGAAGAAAUUUUAGCAGAGAUUGUUUUGAGUGAAAAAGAUUUUGAAAUAUCUAAUAGACAUGUAAAGGCAUUCGUAGUACCGAAAGUGUUACAAGGUGUGCAACAGAUUGUAUCAGUAAGUGAAAAAGGUUUAAUGUCUUUCAAACUGCAACUGCUAUCGGAUGUUCCAGCUGAUUUCGCACCAUCCGAGUCUGAAAAAGAGAUAGUUGAAACUUCAAUUCCUUUGCUGUCACAAUCAUUGAAAUAUCGAUCCGUUCUGCCUCUACACGAUCAACUCGAUUUUACAGGCUUCAUAUAUCCAAGAAAUCCGUUACUUGGAACACUUGACUUCUCUGUUCCGCUCGUUGAAAUUCCCAAUUCGUUUGGCAUUACAAUGUCACAGGCCAUCAAAUUUAAAGAGUAUGGUGCAUCUGAUGUUCUUGGGCCUGGAUGGUCGCUACCAGUUGACUGCAUAUACAUUGACCGCCAAGGAAGUAUAUACUCAAUAGAUCAUAAUUACUAUCUGGUCAAAAGUGGGAUGCAAUCUCAGUUGUACCCAAAGUUUGAAGGCUCUCGAACGAAUGAUCUUUCGUUUACAUUGAAUGGAUCUCCUAAUGUGGAAAUCAAAUUUUACAAAUCACAGAAUAAGUGGGAAGUCAAAACUAAACAUGAACUGUACUCCUACGGUACUAUGCAGAAUGUUGACUGGCUUCAAUGGGAACCGGGUUCAGAAGAAUGGCCAGUAGUUUCUAACACUACAGCUCCUGUCAAAGCAAAGCCAUUCACAUGGUUUCUUUCCAAAAGAGAAGACAAUCAUGGAAACUAUUUGAAAUUUGUGUAUGCACCGGAGUACGGAAAGCUCUCUACUGGUGUACCAUACGUUCAAAAAUUAGAUCUGCUGAAAAUCACCAGUAGCAACGGCGAUUCAGUUCGUUUCAGCUAUGACCUUGAGCACAACAAUAAGCUUCUGACAAACAUUCAUACACGAACAGCUAGCUACACUCAAAACAUUCAAUUCCAAUAUUCUGUCAUUGAAAAAUCACCGCGUUUAACUUCAAUAUCUCAACGAGGCAUCCCAGUGCUACAAUUUAGAUACAAAGGUCCCAAAAGUGAAAUGACUGAAAUAGUUUAUCCAAAUGGAUUAAUUUCAAAAUUUUCGUAUAGCUUCGUUACAUUUCCUACUAUACGAUCAGCAAACAAAUUUGAUUUCUUUUCGGAUGUACAGAUCGUCUAUGGUCCAAACUAUUUGUUGGUUGGUGGAAAAACCGAAGUUGGACAAGUCCGUAUUAAGGCACGCGAUGUUGUUGGAUCAGAGACCACACAGAUGUCCGGGUUGUUGUUCCCUGCUCUUGGAAAAGAACCGGUCUCCAGAUUCCAGAUUCUCACUGCAGAACAGUUCUUCGUUGUCGUGUUGGAUCACGAAAAUCACAAAGAAGUUUGUUUGUUUCGACAGGAAUCUAAUGGUUGGUCGUCAGAUGCUUCUUAUAUGAAACUAUCCAAGGAUAGCACACUACAGAUGGGAAAGUCGUUCGUUCUGGUGAGAAAUGAUAAAAAGUUAGCAGUUUUACAAUAUAGCGGAAAACGGUGGGAUAUCAAACCGGUAGUGAAAAACAUUGCCAACGGUGAUAUUAUUCAAGCAUUCUCCUAUGCGUAUGUGGUUUACAAUGACUUGAGCUUGUCCAUUGGAUUUCAGAGUGAUGAUGGGACAUGGAACAUUAGAAAUGUAUCAAUAGGUGCGAAUCUGGUGAGGUCCAGUUUGCUCGUCUUCGAUCAAUUUCAAACGGAUCAAAAGACCAUCGACAAUCUGAAGAAUGCCUUCAAGGAAGGAAUUUUGCACAUUCACCACAAUGCAGUUAUAAUAAGAACGCUGAGCCUUGAAGGUAAUAAAAUCUACCUGCGACUUCAUUUCAAAAUAUUCAACAAUGCGUACGAGUUGUUCAAUGAUGAAACUAUUUCUAUUCUUGUGGAAGAUCUCGAUCAAUACUUGCUGGAACUUCCUUCAAUGGAUGAUAACUUCUUCAAGAUUGGCUACAAAUUAGUCAACGGAAAAUUUAAGGUCGCUGUCAAAGGACACACGGGAAAAAUUAUCGAUGAAGUACACCGAAUGAAAGGUCAGGUUGAGGAAGAAAUUCGAAAACACCCACACGCCAGUGAAAUGGAAAAAAAUAAAUUUCGCAAGGAUAGUUAUGACAAGUUGGAUAAUGAGCUAAAUGAGAUUUAUCAAAAUGUCACAGCGAGUAUUCCAUUCGCGAUUGAUCCGGCGAAAUUUGGUGUUCAUGUCAACAAUGAUAAUGUUGUAGCAGCGUCUCACAAGUUUAGAUUUGAUGGCAGCCGAUGGAAUUAUGGAAAAAUUCCGGAAACGGAAAUCAACCUUGCCAAUUUUAGGAUGAACAUAGGCACAUCUUUUCUACUAUCGAAAUCAGACAAAAAUGAAACAUUUAAACUACAUGACAGAAAUGAAAAAUUGGUUUGGGAUUUGAACACACCUUACGGCGACGAUCUUUUACUGUCCUAUCCAGCGUUCAUUGGUGUACAGAAGAAUAAAUCGGCUGAAAUUUUCACUUUCGUCAACAGAAAAGUACAUCAACUACCAGACGGAGAAUUUCUCAGCAGAUUGAGUAACCCUUUGGCGAUUGUAACCAUUAAUGGUGACCAUAAGUCAGCAACCGUUAGAUCAUUGAAGUCGUUUACCAACUACCACCAGAGCGUGAUUGCAAAGCAGGAAUUAUUCCACAGUGACACAGAUAUUCAUACCACCGUUUUCGAAUAUGAUUCAAAUAGGGUAGUACCUUUUUCCGAUGGAUUCGCUUUUUCAAAGUCGAAGAUCAUUCCUGACGGUAAAUCUCAAAAAUACGGUUGGUAUGAAGAUGCAUUCAACUUGAUAGAAAUGAAGAACAGUUCUAAAACUGUUCACAACUCAAAAGGUGUCAUUGUGAAGGUCAUUAAAGCAACCGAAAACGAACCACAAAAGAUUUUUGACAACGACAAAAUUAUGACAGACAAAAUGGGAAGAUUUGAGAUUGUGGAUUUUAGGCCUUACCGAAUAUCGUAUGAAGUGGUUUCAUAUUAUGGAUUUGAACCAUAUGAAGUCAAUCGCAUAGGAUCGAAUAAAAACUGGAUAUUCGAAAACAAUAUGAUAACGGAACAAAACUCCAACCAUUUUCUUCGGUUGGAACCAGGCUCUUCACUAGAAGGUCAUUUCAAACCAACAAUGAAUGAGUUAGCCUUCUUAUUCUCCUGCUGGAUUCGUACAAACCAAACUUCGUUCAACCCGGAUAUCGUACACUUGAAAGUAGUUAAUCACGAAGGGAAACUACUGCAUCGGUCCAAAGGAACAAUUAAAAAUCAAAUCACUGAUUGGCAGUAUGUGGAAGCAAUCUAUAACAGUGGGUCAGGACAGAGAGGUAUUGGCAUAGAUGUCAAAUUAACUAAUCCUUCUUCAACCAGUGUGGAUGUAGAUCACCUUCGGUUGACACCGCUUGAUUUUUAUUUCCAAGCGAACAUUCUGGAGCCUCACAAUGGAAAAGUAAGAGCAGUUUUGAAAAAUUCCGGAAUGUUAGAUCAGAAGCUACUGGAUCCCUUUGGAAAUGAAAUUGGGCGUGUUUCUGAGAAAGGAGCAUUGGAUUUAUUUAUUAUGAAAUCACAGAAUUGUGCUUUAUCGAAGAACAAAAAUCUGAAUUCACGGGUUGAGAUGCGUCCCAUGUUGGGGGAAAUCGACUCCGUUGUGAAUAGUCAUAACGUCAUCAAAUCACUCAAAUACAAACCUAAAGUUUUUAGUUUACGAUUUUUAUAUAAACUAACUGGUUCAGGCAAUAUUGUUGCUACUCUGGACCAGUUGAAUAUCACGAUCAUUCGGAAUUCGGAUCAAACUAAAUUAAAUGUCAACAACUAUGAACAGCAGAUAAUCGAUUCUGAAGGUGAAGUAACUGCAUUAUUGUUGCCAACCAAGCUUGUUGUGUGGGUACAGGGACACUUGAUUAUGGAAAAACUGUUCACCACAUCAUUUCAAAAUACGGCAAAAGUAGAUCUUAGAACAACGGGACAAGCAUUUAUUUCAGAAGUUCUGUACAUGUAUGAUCCAAGCAUUAAAGUUUUCUACUUAAACAAGUUAGGGCUUCUCACUCAGGAAGUAGCCCUCAAGAAUCAAGAUACAAUAAACGUUCGACACAUUGUGUACGACGCAAUCGAUCGACCAGUUCUGAAAACCAAAUGGAUCGCACUUCAACCUGGUGCCAACUCGUUUUUCAAAUUUAAUCCAAGAGUUAUCACUAACCUUGACAAUAUAUUGACAAACCGAAAAGCUGAAGGCCUGGCAAACGAUAUGAAUCCUGAGUGUCAAGGAGUGCCAUUCGCCUGGACAUCUUAUCGAGAUGACCCCUUGGAAGUGAAAAUCGCAUCUGGACUUCCUGGUAAGGAUUUCUCUGUUGAUGGCCAGUAUAGCACCAAAUUUGGUACAAAUCUAAACCUUCCUGUAUUGAAGGUUCUUUUCCCACAAUCGCUGGGAUACAACUAUGAAUUCGAGCUAAACUCCGGUGGAUUGUUAGCGGUUCAAGUUUUCGAUCAACGCAAAAAUAAGGUGGCAGAGUUGGUGAAGGUAGUGAAUCAUGAUCACCGCUUAACGACUUUCGAAUACGAUGACCAGAAUCGAUUGCUGUGCGAACUUCCUCCAAUGUACCAUCACAAAGUCAAGACGUUUUCCAAACCGGUUCCUUUCAAACAACACAAUUUGUCACCAGAAGAAGCCUUGUUAAAAGACUUAUGGGGUAAACAAUAUAAAUAUGACACUCAAGGAAGAUUGAUAGAAAAAGUAACCCCAGAUUCUGGAAAACAAGAAUUUAUCUACACUGAUGAUGGACUACUCAGAUUUUUAGUUCAGAAUGAUCACGAGUCUAUUCAGAACACAAUUUAUUAUACCUACAGGUAUGAUGGUAAAAUCGUUGAACGAGGUUUAGUUGACAUACCAAGGACCAAGUUGCAUGAGUAUCUGCCGAACAAUGCAACGCUUCCGAAAUCAGAGAAUUAUGUGUUGUUUGAUUAUGGAGAAAAUGAAGUUUUGCCGAUGCAUCGAAAUUUGAUGCAAAAAUCUAGGAAAGUGUCAAACGGUGUAACCGUGACAGAAGCUUUGCUGUUCGAUGGAAGACAACAACUUAUUAACCAGAUCUUUGUAUCGCAAAACAAUUCAUUAUCCUUCAACUACAAGUUCCGUAAUGAUAAAAUCUACGAAAUUGAAUAUCCGUUCUUCGUGGGUGGCAAGCAGUUGAAAACGUAUUAUGAUUAUAAUCUAAACGAAAAAAUAAGUGCAGUUAGAAUUGGAAACCGCAUUAUUGCAAGUCUGGAUUACACCCCUUCGGGAAAUAUCAAAGAAAUGCAGUUUGAACCACAAAGCAAAUUUUCAUACAAACGCUUGUUUGUUUACAAUGAACCUGGAUAUUUAUCGUCCAUCAAGGAUAAAUUUUUAAGUGAAACAAUCGACUACAUUUCCAACAGUUAUGGGGGACAAUCGUUUGGUGAUGGAACCGUAUCUGCUACAAAAUUCAAUGCCACAUGGCAUGAACAUAGCGACAUGAGCCGAAUUAAACUUAAAUGGCAAAGUUUCUUGGCAAACGAAACAUCAAUAGAACAAGCCCAUUUAUGCUACGACACGCUUCAAAAGCUUGGAUAUUUUGACAAUUGGAAUCGACCAAUGAAAUCCUUCUAUCCAUCCUCCGAGUUACAAAUGCCUCUAGUUUGCAACACGGGAAGUAGGGCCAAUCACAUUUCUUCGAUUAUUGCUACAAAGGGAUUUCCAUUGAUUUAUGGCCAUCGCUAUGAUUAUGAGAAUCAUAAGCAGCUCGUAAAAGCCAAAUAUUUCCAAAAUUCAGCAGAAAUGAGCUUCGAUCCCCUGACACAGCUUACGUUUAGCAAACACAUUAGAGGAAUUGACGCUAGCGAAUCUCGAAACAUUUGGAAUGCAUUGACGAGUGGAGGUUUCAUUAUAACCGACUGCAGUAAUAGUAAGGUAUGCCAUGCUGUUCAAGGAAAGUCUUUGUUCCAUCCGGUUAUCGCAAAUCACAUUAACGUGGCCUCUUUGGAAGUUCUUUUUGUCAAUGGUGUCAAGUCUCGCAAAGAUAUUCCGGAGCAAAUAUUUCUGGUAGUCUGCCAAAUUUGGCACAAACAUGAUCCACAAAAUCAGAACCAACUUUGCUCAGGUGUUUGGAAAGAACUAUUGUCCAACAAUUUGGUUGGAAGCAGAUCAGAAAAGUCCAUUAAGGCUUUAAAUCCAGAAUUAAAAAUGGUACUCAAAAAUUAUUCCCGUCAUUUGGGAGAUAUUGUUGGGUUGCUGCAUGAUCGCUUCACCUAUGCUCUUGGAAAUUCUGCAGGUGAUAUUCAGUCGUACGACAUAGAUCCAAAUGGGAAUCACGUACAUUUUUACACAGGCUUCAAACGAUAUCGGUUAGAGUAUGUGGAAAACACCAACAAGGUAUCGAAGGUGUUCUGUACUGACCUUAAGACUGAAGAUAUGCGUGAAGUUGAGUUUUCUAUGGAUCAUGAUUCCGAAGGGAAUGUAACCAAAGCAUUGCAUAAAGCGAUCAGCAAAAUUGUCUAUGAUCCUCUGUUGAAGCGAGCCGUUGAAAUCAAAAUGGUUGAUGGUAGAACAUUGACGUUUCAAUACGAUGUACGUGGUGAGAGAAUAUUCAAGCAAGUUAGAGACAAAACCGGUAAUAUUCUCAAUGAGAAAUACUACAUACGGGAUGUAAAGGGAAGGUGUCUCGUUGAUUACGAGUUGACGUAUUUGCAAAAUGGUCAAGAUCCCCAUGUUCGAGGCACUGGUUACAUUUUCGCAGAAGAUGCUUUGGUUGGAUUCAUUCGCAAUGAUCAGUUCUAUAGUGUUUUCAGUGAUCACGAAGGUUCGGUUCGGCUUGUUAUCAAAGAUGGCGAAGUUGUUGCAGCGUACGACUAUCUACCUUAUGGACAGCUACUCCGACAGUAUAACACUGAUCCCGAUGGAUCAAUCGCUUAUCUGUACACUGGCCAGGAAUGGGAUGAAGAGAUUGGACUGUUCAAUUUUCAUGCUCGAUUAUACGAUCCGGAGAUCGGUCGUUUUUAUCAAACUGAUCCUAAAGAACAAUAUCCCAGUCCUUAUGUGUACGCUGGAAACUCUCCUAUCUCCCUGGUGGAUCCUGACGGGCAGUUUGCAUUUCUAGCAGUUAUAGCAUUUGCAGCUGUUGGCGGGUAUCUUGGAGCAUCAGCUGCAAACAAUUCAUUCAACCCUACGAAAUGGAAAUUGAUGCCAUCAUUGAUAGGCGGUGUGAUGGGUGGAAUACUAGGGGGAUUGGCUCCAGCUGGAAUUGGAGCCUCUUUUGCAUUUUUAACGACUACAGUGGGUCUGUCAGGAGCAGUGGCGGGGGGACUCAUUGCCACUACUUCAGUAGGAUUUGCAUUCUUAAGUGGAGCUUCAGCUAACGGAAACUGGAAUCCUGCAGAAUGGAACUGGUCCAGUCCUGCAACUUGGAAUUCCUUGUUCUCGGGUAGUAUAACAGGAGCUACGCUGUUUGCUGGUUUCGGCAAGGUCCACGCGAAAUUCAUAUCUUUGAGUGGGUUAACUGAUAAGAUGAUUUUUGUCGGCAUUGUAACUAGUAGUACUGCUGGCGUUGCUCUAUUUGCGGGUUCAGCAGCCAAUGACUGGAACUUGAGUUUCUGGGAGUGGGAUUGGAAAAAUCCCGAUACCAUUUGGAAGGUAACCAUGGGCGCAAGCUUCGGAAUGUCCGUUUCGCCAGAUUUGCACAAAAUCCAAACACAAGUGACGCAGAAUGUGAAAGAUUUCAGAACUCUUGUCAGCAGUCUGAAGGCUGGUAACAUGGAAUCGCUAGUAUCUGAUGCAAAAGUCUAUUUCAUAGAGUCAACCGAACUAUUUCUGUCGAUUAAAAGUACAUUCAAGGAUUUGGCUAAAUAUGUACAACGACCAGGAGGUGCUGCACUGGCGCAAACGAUUGCCACUAGUAAGAAAACUAGCUCCAACGGUGUGAUCGCAACCAUUAAGUCUGUUUUAUUUGAAGCUUCCAAGGUUGUACCAAUUGGGAAUUUAACUGGUGAUCUGAUUGAAUCACUUGGCGACUUAGAACGGCUAGAGGGCCGAGAAGGCCUACGGCGAAAGAGAGAUGUAAACUGUUGUCAACUACAGCUUGUGCGUCCUCUAAUGGUUACCGAGCAACCACAUCUUUUGAGUUCGAGUGCUACAGUGAAGCUGUCACUAUUCAGUGAUGUUUUCAGAUAUUUGAACACCUAUUUCAAACCCCGGGUCGAUUCGUCGCAACCCGAAGCUCCCUUUACUGAUGUGGGUUUUCUAAAAAUGCCACAAAAGUUAUAUAAUUCGAUCACACUGAACAAUUGUUACCAUUUCAAAAUGGAAGAUCAAUCCACACGUGUGCGAUGCUACGGCUUGGACUCGCAGUAUGAUAUUUUCCCAACAUUGGAAUCCGACAGCAACCUGGUCGCUGACUUCUAUUCCAGCUGUUCGCCAAUCGAACACGUUGGUCAACCCUCUGUGGUGUGCUAUGGUGAGAGCUCAAAUCUAAUAUUUACACCAAAACCUUCGAUCAACAUUCUAGACGUUUUCAAUGGGUGGUUAAUGUUAGCUUUGGUAACUCCAACGGCAGUUAAAACGAUAAAACGAAGUGCGCGAGCGAUUUUCUCUUCAACGGCUGCAAAAACUCUGCCCGCAGUCUCAGCAAAUAGAAAGGAAAUCGAUGUUUUGAGACAUAAAAUGCAUGAUAUGGAUAAGAAGAUGCUUCAAGCAAAAUCCCGCAUUCGAGAUAUAAAAUGGAUAACGCACAUUAUGGAAGAUCUUGCCGACGAUGUUGAGAAGUUUUCGAAAAAUUCUUUUUUGAUCGAUUUUAAUGAAUUGAUUGAUCGUAUUGGAGCGUUAGAUGAAGAACUUAUUGAAUUGAUUGGUUUUUCGGACAUUUGUUCGAAUAGUUGCAGUUUUGUAGGCUUACCUGUUACAUUAUCUAACGCAAAUGUAGGAAAUAAUUUACAAAGUGUAGAUUUAUCAUCCAAUAGAUUGAAUAUUGAGCAGGUGUUGCAAAAAAAUAUGAUAUACUGAUUCAAGAGGCAAAAGGAAGGUUGGUUGGUUAUCUAUAUUAAUUAAGAAGAUAAGGCAAAAGGAAGCAAGAAACAAAAGAAAUCCAAAAGUAACUAAGCAACUGGAUUUUUCAAUUACACGGGAUCGCAAGAUCUCGCUGGCGUAGAAUAGCAUGAGAUGAUUUUUUGUAUGAAGCUUAAGUUUUAACUAUGGAUUAGAUUCGAUUUUACAUGCGAUUCCCUAGCCGUGUAUGGAGAAAAGAAAUCAACAUUGCAUGAAGAUAUACACAGGCAAAACAAUAUCAUUAAGACCUAUGAAAAUAAGUAAAUUCAAGUAUGAUGAAUGAAUAAAACCUUUACUCUGUUUACUCGACUGUUGAUUCGAAAAUCAUAUUAUAUUAUCUACACACUAUCUCAAGUGUAACAUUAGUUAUUUCAAGCUUAUUAAUUGAGAGUUUUUGGAGUGGAUUGAUUAUUUUCCUUUUCAAUUCCGCAAAUCCCAUAUCAAUAAAAUAUAAUAUACAGUAAUUACCCGAUUUUGUCUUUUUGCACCAAAUAUCUUGAAGAUGAAUGAGUAAUAUUUGGGUAACUCCAUGUUAUGUUAAAUUAUUGAUAGAUCAAAGUCUGACGCUUAAAAUAAGGUCAUUGCUGU